This is a messenger RNA of Dermatophagoides pteronyssinus (European house dust mite), 1599 nucleotides long. Its product is annotated as UDP-glucuronic acid decarboxylase 1-like. Gene Ontology annotation, cellular component: cytoplasm. Lineage: Eukaryota; Metazoa; Arthropoda; Arachnida; Sarcoptiformes; Pyroglyphidae. Gene Ontology annotation, molecular function: NAD+ binding; UDP-glucuronate decarboxylase activity. The record is from RefSeq and is a predicted model, not a curated record. Gene Ontology annotation, biological process: D-xylose metabolic process.
UGAGUGCUUAUAUGGUGUGUUGUGUAAUGUGUGGAUGAUGACAUUUUAAAUCAAAUCAAUCGAACAGAAAAGUCAUCCCACUAUCCCGAUUCCAAUCAAUCAAUAAAUCAAUCCAUCCAUCCAUCAAAUCAUCGAUGCCAAAAUAAUCAUUUUUUUCAUUAGACUAACUAACGAAAAACUAACUUAAAAAAAACGAAACGAAAGAAGCAAAGAAAUGACAUUACCUCGUAUAUUUUAUAUUUUAUUUUUAUUUGUAUUUUUUACCUUGACUAUAAUUUUUACUAAUUAUCAUAAUCUAUCAUCAUCUAAACAAGAUGAUGAUGAUCAGCAACGAGAACGAUAUAAAUAUGAAGUUAUUAAUGAUAAUAACAACAAUUUUGUUGUUGUUAACAAUCAACAACAACAACAACAACAAAAUAAUAAUACAAAAUUAUUUAUGACAAUUGAAAAAUUACAGAAUGAAAUUGAACAGCUACGAUCACGUUUAGAAAUGAUUGAAUCAAAGAAUGUUGUUGUUGUUGAUGAUGAUCAACGAAAUCGUCAUUCGGAUAAAUCAUCAUCGAAUAGAAAAUAUUUUCAAAAAACAAAAUCAUUACCAUAUUCAGAAAAGAAAAGAAUUUUGAUUACAGGUGGUGCUGGUUUUGUUGGUUCACAUCUGUUGGAUCGUUUAUUAUUUGAUGGUCAUGAGGUUAUUGUUGCUGAUAAUUUUUAUACAGGACGACGUUCAAAUAUUGAACAUUGGUUUGGUCAUCCAAAUUUUGAAUUAUUACAUCAUGAUAUUGUUAAUCCAUUAUAUGUUGAAGUUGAUGAAAUUUAUCAUUUAGCAUCACCUGCAUCACCACCACAUUAUAUGAUGAAUGCAGUGAAAACAAUUAAAACAAAUACAAUGGGUACGAUAAAUAUGUUGGGCCUAGCAAAACGUGUUGGUGCACGGAUUCUUGUUGCAUCAACAUCAGAAAUUUAUGGUGAUCCAUCAGUACAUCCACAAUCCGAAUCAUAUUGGGGUAAUGUUAAUCCAAUUGGUCCUAGAUCUUGUUAUGAUGAAGGUAAACGUGUUGCUGAAGCAUUAACAUAUGCAUAUGCUAAACAAGAAAAUUUAAAUGUACGUGUUGCACGUAUAUUUAAUACAUAUGGACCACGUAUGCAUGCUAAUGAUGGCCGUGUUGUAUCGAAUUUUAUUAGUCAAGCAAUACAACAUAAACCAUUAACAAUUUAUGGUAAUGGUAAUCAAACACGUUCAUUUCAAUAUAUAUCUGAUCUUAUUGAAGGUUUAGUACGUUUAAUGAAUAGUAAUUAUAGUCAACCAAUUAAUCUGGGUAAUCCAGAUGAAUUAACAAUUGAAAAUUUGGCUAAAAUUAUAUUGAAUUUAGUACAUAGUGAUAAUCAAAAUGACAGCAAAGAACAACAACCUGAUAAUCAUCAUAAAUAUAUUGAUUAUCAAUCAGCUAAACAAGAUGAUCCAAGAAGACGACGUCCAGAUAUAAAUUUAGCAAAUUCAAUAUUAAAUUGGUAUCCAAAUAUAACAUUAAUAGAUGGUUUAUCGAAAACUAUUGAUUAUUUUCGUUUUGAAUUAAAACGAUCAUUAGGUGGUUGAUUUUU